GGAUCGUAAAAUGUCAUAACAAUAUCAUAAUGACAUCAUAACCGGAAUGAACAAUAAUGAAUGUACAAUGUGUGACGCGAGGACCCCAAGGAUCAAGCUCCGCUCCCUCCUCCCCUCGGCCUCUCCCGCCCGACUUAUUUAAGCGUGGCGGCGGAGGGCGGCGAGCAGUUGUGGAUUCGGGUCCGUCCGAGCGUUCAGACUGGAGCGUUCGUGGUACUCGUACACUCACUGGUUCCCCAUGGCGUCCUCUCACGUGAUGAAGGACGACCAGCAGGAGACACAGCCGGCGCCCGCCAUGCAACCCGCCAUGAUGAUGUUCUCCAGCAAGUACUGGAGCCGUCGCGGACUCUCCUUCGACUCGGCCAUGUUGGACCGGGGCCCGCCGCUACGCCACACUGGUGGCCAGAUGUCACGUCGGCCGUCCUUCAGUCCCAUCAGCGAGACUGAGGGUGGACCGAGUCAGGCGGUGGUGUUCUCCCUGAAGAACGAGGUGGGGUGUUUGGUUCGAGCGCUGCGACUCUUCCAGGAGAAACGCGUCAACCUGAACCACAUCGAGUCGCGCUCGUCCAAGCGCGUGGCCAACGAGGUGGAGAUCUUUGCCGACUGCAUCUGCAGCAAGAAGGACUUCAACGAGCUUCUGGAGGUCCUGAAAGAUCAUGUCAACAUCCUGUCCUUCAACACGCCGGCCCACGUGUGGGCCGCGCAGGCCGAUGAGGAAGACGUUCCGUGGUUUCCCAUGAAGAUCUCCGAACUGGAUCAGUGCUCCCAUCGGGUGUUGAUGUACGGCUCCGAGCUGGAUGCUGACCACCCGGGCUUCAAAGACGAACUCUACCGCCAGCGGCGCAAGUAUUUUGUGGAGGUGGCCAUGAAGUACAAGUUCGGUCAGCCCAUUCCCCGCAUCGAAUACACCCCGGAGGAGGUGCGCACGUGGGGCGUGGUCUUCAGGGAGCUCAACAAGCUGUACCCCACUCACGCCUGCAAGGAAUACCUGAAGAACCUGCCCCUGCUCAGCCAACACUGCGGCUACCGACACGAUAACAUUCCUCAGCUGGAGGAUGUCUCGCACUUCCUCAGAGAGAGGUCUGGUUUCACCGUGCGACCCGUCGCAGGUUACCUGUCACCCCGAGACUUUCUGGCGGGUUUGGCCUACCGAGUCUUCAACUGUACGCAAUAUAUCCGCCACAGCACCGACCCGCUCUACACCCCUGAACCGGACACGUGUCAUGAGCUUCUGGGUCACGUUCCUCUGCUGGCGGAUCCAAAGUUUGCUCAGUUUUCUCAGGAGAUCGGUUUGGCGUCCCUGGGAGCUUCGGACGAUGAUGUGCAGAAACUGGCCACAUGUUACUUCUUCACUAUUGAGUUUGGCCUCUGCAAGCAAGAAGGUCAGCUGAGAGCCUAUGGUGCUGGUUUGCUGUCAUCCAUUGGAGAACUCAGGCAUGCUUUGUCAGAUCAAGCCUGUGUGAGGCCCUUUGACCCCAAGACCACCUGCAAGCAAGAAUGUCUCAUCACCACAUUCCAGGACGUUUACUUUGUCUCUGACAGCUUUGACGAGGCCAAGCAGAAGAUGCGAGAGUUCGCCAAAACCAUCAAGCGUCCAUUCUCGGUGUACUACAACCCGUACACGCAGAGCAUGGAUCUCCUAAAAGACACGCGCAGCAUCGAGGACGUGGUGCAGGACCUCCGCAGCGACCUGACCACCGUGUGCGAUGCACUCGGCAAGAUGAACACUUACAUGGGCAUCUGAUCGCCGUCCCGUGCUCCUCAACGAGCCUUUCAAACAUUCGAAUCAAAUCGAAUGAAGAGAGCUUUAUACUCAAGUGUUGCAGAAGACGUCAAGAUAUCAAAGAUAUUGUACACCACAUGAUAUACAUGAGCAAAGUCUACAGUGUAUGCUUAGAAGAGGGCAGAUCAAGUGUUAACAACACAGCCACACUGGAUUGCAUUUCAUACUGUAUAUGAUCUUAUGAAUAACACGUAUUAGUAUAGUAUGAA
Hippocampus comes (tiger tail seahorse) is the source of this 1992-nucleotide messenger RNA. It is a transcript of the gene tph2, whose product is annotated as tryptophan hydroxylase 2 (tryptophan 5-monooxygenase). Gene Ontology annotation, biological process: aromatic amino acid metabolic process; serotonin biosynthetic process. The record is from RefSeq and is a predicted model, not a curated record. The transcript has 11 exons. Bases 239 to 1744 code for a protein of 501 amino acids. Gene Ontology annotation, molecular function: tryptophan 5-monooxygenase activity; iron ion binding. NCBI's taxonomy places the organism in Eukaryota, Metazoa, Chordata, Actinopteri, Syngnathiformes, Syngnathidae. Gene Ontology annotation, cellular component: neuron projection.